Messenger RNA from Adineta ricciae, 1650 nucleotides. The record is from the annotation of a GenBank genome assembly. NCBI's taxonomy places the organism in Eukaryota, Metazoa, Rotifera, Eurotatoria, Adinetida, Adinetidae.
AUGGCUUCUAAAUUCAGCAGUGAUGAUAUAGUUCCUCACCAACGAUUCACUGAUGUCAAAUAUGAAAACAAUGAAUUUCUUCUACCAAUCGACGGUUACCAAAAGGUCGACUUAGUUUCAUUAGAUGAGGCAAUGAAACCAAUCGAAAACUAUGUCGAUCGAAACAUUCAGGAAAAAGUUUACAUUGCCAAAAAGCGGUGUAAGAAUCCAAAAGAUAAUUUGACUCAAGAUGAAUCAGCAUCCAUUCAAGUUUACACCAUGGAAUCAACAGAACAUGAACAGAGUUUGUACUACAAUUUGAACAAGACUUUACGAAAAGAAGAUCGACGCCAAUUGGUUCCAUAUUUUCCUUAUUUAAAAUUGAUUUUGACAGCAUUGUGGAAACUUCCCGCAUUUAAUGGGCGUGUAUGGCGCGGUGUAAAUGGCGAUCUGUCGAAGAAAUUCGAAGAGGGAGACAGUUUAGUAUGGUGGGGAUUUAGUAGUUGCACUCGUCACUUGAAUGUAUUAGAAUCGCAAGAAUUUCUUGGUAAAGAAGGAACACGAACUUUGUUCACUAUUGAAUGUUCAAAUGGGAAACUUAUUAAGGAUCACUCAUAUUUUGCGCAAGAAGAUGAAGUUUUAUUAUUACCUGGCGUCGAGCUGCGCGUGGCAGGAAAGGUUCGCCCAGCACCAGGACUUACCAUUAUCGAGUUGAAGGAAGUGACUGAAAGUCCUGUAGUUCUAUUAAAGCCACCCUUCACGCAUGAUAAUUCACAACGGCACAUUGAAAGUACUAGUUAUGCAUCAGAAGAAGUACAAAGACUUGUGCAACGGUUAAAAUCCAGUGACAAAGAAUUUGAGAAGGGAUGGUUUAGAUUGAAAACCGCGAAUUUAUCUCUUGCCGAUGGAAAAGCAAUAGCAAAAGCAUUAGAGACAAAUACGAAUGUUGAUAAGUUUUUAAUUGGAUCGCAGAAUAUUUCGAUGGAAUGUCUGGAGUAUUUGGUUGAUUCAAUGAAAAUAAACGCACGCAUUAAAUGUCUGUACUUUAUUGGAAAGGAUGACGAUGACAAUGAUGGUAGUUAUCUGGUGCCCGUAUGUACGCGCACACUUAUAAACACUCUGAAUAUCAACCAAACAAUUACUCGACUAGAAAUGAGUCGCACAACUAUAAAAGACCAUGACAUUAAAAUAAUAACCGAUAUGUUAAAGAGAAAUUCGCGUAUAGAUGAUUUACAUAUAAGUUACAAUCCCUAUCUUACUAUACAAAGUGCAUUGUACGUCAGUGAACUGCUUAAAGUUACGUCAACCAUUACUACGCUUAGUUUUUGUGGAAAACCGAACAUUAAUGAUGAAUGUGCGAUACUAAUUGCCUCUGCGCUGAAAAUCAAUUCAACUGUUGAAGAUUUAUCAAUGUUUCACAGCCAGAUCUCUGAUAGAGGUGCACAUGCACUUGGUGAAAUGUUAGCUCAAAAUCACACGCUAAGAAGUUUAGGUUUAAAUGCUAAUCAAAUAACCGAUGCAGGUGCUAAAGCUCUAGCAGAAGGGCUGAAGCGGAAUUCAACAUUAAAGUUUCUUCAUAUCCCAGACAACCAUUUCACGAAAGAGAGUUCUGGUGGGAAAGCUCUCAAGGCAGCAAUGAAUUCAAAACUAACAAUAUUUUUUGACUAUUAG